GCUCAUGCUUAUAACUGCAUUCUUCUGCUCCAGAAUGAACAACAGCAGCGAGAAUGAGCCCAGCAGCCCAGGAGAACAGGUCAGGACUCUGUUUGUCAGUGGCUUGCCGCUGGACAUCAAACCCAGAGAGCUUUACCUGUUAUUCAGGCCUUUUCAGCCGGUGGGGUUUGUGAGUUUUGACAGUCGCUCAGAAGCGGAGACUGCUAAGAACGCCCUGAACGGCGUUCGCUUUGACCCGGAUAUUCCCCAGACUUUACGGCUGGAGUUUGCCAAAGCCAACACCAAGAUGGCCAAGAACAAACUAGUAGGAAUUCCAAACCCUUCGGCAUCCAGACAGAGUCCUGCACCUCUCUGUGUCAGUCGAGAGCCCUAUGAGUUGAGCGUUCCUGCGCUGUACGCCAGCAGUCCUGAGGUGUGGGCUUCAUACCCGCUGUAUCCCGCUGAGCUGCCUCCGCCGGCGUAUGCCUACAGCUCCUCGCUUCACGCUCAGAUUCGCUGGCUGCCGACCACAGACGCAACCAAUCAGGGCUGGAAGAGCCGACCGUUCUGUUGACGUCUGUGUUCUGCAGGUGCGGCAGCAACACAGACGACAUCCUCAUCUUUUCUGUCUUUCUCCGUUCAUCUGUAUUACUCUCCCAUCUGUCUUCUGCCAGAUACAGAUACGUGAAACCAGAAACAAGAAGUGAGUGACUGUUAUGUAAGUGAUAACAUUCAAUCAGCUGGGAGGUCAUGAAAUGAGAACAGCGAUGUAGGAAAUAAUAGUCAGUUUAGGGUCAUAAAU
This is a messenger RNA of Sinocyclocheilus grahami, 781 nucleotides long. It is a transcript of the gene rbpms, whose product is annotated as RNA binding protein, mRNA processing factor. NCBI's taxonomy places the organism in Eukaryota, Metazoa, Chordata, Actinopteri, Cypriniformes, Cyprinidae. Gene Ontology annotation, molecular function: RNA binding. The transcript is spliced from 7 exons. The record is from RefSeq and is a predicted model, not a curated record. Bases 5 to 553 code for a protein of 182 amino acids.